Messenger RNA from Eremothecium gossypii ATCC 10895, 2271 nucleotides. RefSeq names its product dynamin-related GTPase DNM1 (gene DNM1). Gene Ontology annotation, cellular component: mitochondrion; microtubule; cytoplasm. The transcript has a single exon. Gene Ontology annotation, biological process: peroxisome fission; mitochondrial fission. Bases 1 to 2271 code for a protein of 756 amino acids. NCBI's taxonomy places the organism in Eukaryota, Fungi, Ascomycota, Saccharomycetes, Saccharomycetales, Saccharomycetaceae. Gene Ontology annotation, molecular function: GTPase activity; GTP binding; microtubule binding. The record is from RefSeq and is marked provisional.
AUGGCGAGCUUGGAGGACCUGAUUCCUACUGUGAACAAGCUGCAGGAUGUGAUGUACGAUGCGGGAAUUGACAGCCUGGACUUACCAGUGCUGGCUGUGAUCGGAUCGCAGUCGUCGGGCAAGUCCUCAAUUCUGGAGACUCUGGUGGGCCGGGACUUUCUGCCACGGGGGACCGGGAUUGUGACGCGGCGGCCGCUGGUGCUGCAGUUAAAUAACAUUAAGGCGGACUCGCCACUGAUUACGGCGUACACGGCCGAGGAGGCGGAGCCGACGCUGGAGAACCGGCUGCGGGGGCAGAGCGGAGCGCGUGACACGUGGGGGGAGUUUCUGCACCUGCCUGGGCGGCGGUUCUAUGAUUUUACGGAGAUCCGGGGAGAGAUAGAGAACGAGACCGCGCGCAUUGCGGGCAAGAACAAGGGCAUCAGCCGUAUUCCGAUCAACCUGAAGAUAUACUCGCCACAUGUGCUGAACCUCACGCUGAUUGACCUGCCGGGUAUCACGAAGGUUCCAAUUGGAGAGCAGCCGCCAGACAUCGAGCGGCAAAUCCGCAAUCUGAUUCUAGAGUACGUGGCGAAGCCGAACUGCAUUAUCCUUGCGGUGUCUCCUGCCAACGUGGACUUGGUGAACUCGGAGUCACUGAAGCUUGCGCGCGACGUGGACCCGCAUGGGAAGCGGACUAUUGGCGUUGUCACGAAGUUGGACCUGAUGGACUCGGGCACGAAUGCAUGGGAUAUUUUGGCGGGCAAGCUUUAUCCGCUGAGACUAGGCUUUGUGGGUGUUGUCAACCGUUCGCAGCAGGAUAUUCAGGAGAACAAGAGUGUGGAGGAUGCGCUGGCCCGCGAGGAGGAGUUUUUCAGCAAGCACCCGGCUUACCGGACGAUCUCUUCUAAAUGUGGGACGCGCUUCCUCGCCAAAAAGCUGAACCAGAUAUUGCUCAACCACAUCAGAGAGAAGCUGCCUGACAUAAAAGCGCGCCUUAACACCUUAAUCGGCCAGACAGAGCAGGAGUUGGCGUCUUACGGCGGCUCUAACAUAAUUUCUCCAGAGAGUAGGGCUGGCCUUGUGUUGCAAAUGAUGAACAAGUUUGCUACAAACUUCGUUUCGUCAAUUGAAGGUACUUCUUCUGAUAUCAGCACAAAAGAGCUAUGUGGCGGUGCCCGGAUCUAUUACAUAUACAACAACAUUUUUGGUAACUCUUUGAAGUCAAUCAACCCCACGGCCAAUCUCUCCAUCACUGAUAUAAGAACAGCAAUCAGAAAUUCGACUGGGCCCAGGCCUUCUCUUUUUGUUCCGGAGCUUGCUUUUGAUCUACUGGUGAAGCCCCAAAUUAAGCUUCUUUUGGACCCUUCUCAACGCUGUGUCGAGCUGGUUUAUGAGGAGCUGAUGAAGAUUUGCCACAAUUGCGGAAGUCCUGCUUUGGCAAGGUACCCCAGAUUGCAGGCAAAGUUGAUUGAAGUGGUCAGCGAUCUACUUCGUGAAAGGCUAGGUCCAACUAGAUCCUACGUUGAGAGCUUAAUCGACAUACACAGAGCUUUUAUCAACACUAAUCAUCCGAACUUCCUAAGUGCUACGGAGGCUAUGGCAGAUAUAGCUGAAGCCAGGCGGCAGAAACAGCAAAACGCUAAGAGAUCGGCAGAUUUAAAGAAGAAACGCCAGCAGGAGUUGGAGAAGGCUGCUGCUGUAGGAGAGCCAACUAAUGGCAACCCAUCUCCAAAGGUUGAUUCUGAUUCUACGAUAACAUCUAGCGAUAGCGAAGGAGAGGAUGAAAGAGAUCCUAAACAAAAUAAGGACUCGUUUUUGAACUACUUCUUUGGUAAAGAUCAGCAGCGUAAGGAUGGAGAUGACAUCGCACCAUCUUUCAGCGACAAACAGGAGAGGACAAUGGAUAGCUUUUUCCAACAAGAGGCUGAUUUUAUGGCAAUGGAGACACUUAAAAUACAAGAUACCGUUGCAGCUCCUGUUGAGGCUGAGCAUCCAGAAUUGACCGAGAGGGAAGAGCUCGAGUGUGAAUUGAUAAGAAGGCUCAUCAUAUCGUAUUUUGGUAUCGUCAGAGAAAUGGUUGAAGACCAAAUUCCAAAAGCCGUCAUGUGCUUCCUUGUGAACUUUUGCAAGGAGGAGGUCCAAAACAGAUUAGUAUCCAAACUUUACAAGGAAUCUCUGUUUGAGGAACUAUUGAUGGAAGACGAAACCUUAGCUCAGGACAGGGCCAAAUGUAUUAAACUUCUCGAGGGUUACAAGCAGGCUUCCGUCAUUAUUGGUGAUAUUUUGUAA